AUGCUGGAAGGGGACAGCCCCUCGAACACAGUCAUCUUCUUCGAUGACUACGUCCAUGGCAGCACCGACGACCUGAUGCGCCGCGGCGCCAAUGCGAUGGGGACGUACGAGACCGCCACCUUCAGAGUCUACGCCAACGACUUCGUUGCCCGGGACAUCGCCUUCACCAACACGCACAACGGCAUCAACAAGAGCAAUGCCACCCAGGCGCUCGCGGCGCUGGUCGACGGUGACCGGAUCGCCUUCCACCGCUGCGCCUUCAACGGCUUUCAGGACACGCUCUGCGACAACACCGGACGGCACUACUUCCGUGAAUGCUUCAUCAAGGGCGGCGUCGACUUCAUCUUCGGCUACGCUCGGUCCAUCUACGACGGCUGCACCCUCGUGUCCAACAUACCCUUGCGGUCCGGCCGCCGUGCUGGGUGGGUGACGGCGCACGCCAGGCGCCGCGCCGGUGACCCCGGCGGUUUUGUGUUCAAGGGCGGGGAGCUCCGAGGUACCGGGCGCCAGUAUCUCGGACGCGCGUGGAACAAAUAUGCCACGGUCGUCUACUACCACAUGAACAUGUCCAGCGUCGUCGUCCCGAAGGGGUGGGCUCCGUGGUACGCCGGCAACGAUACUAACGAUGUCCUGUUCGCAGAGGUUGGGUGCACCGGCCCCGGGUCAGACAUGGCCGGGAGAGUGCCAUGGGAGAAGCAUCUCAGCGAGGCAGAGGUGAAGAAGUUCGUGGACAUGAGCUUCAUCGAUGAUGGUUGGCUAAGCAAGCAGCCAUAG
Messenger RNA from Triticum turgidum subsp. durum (durum wheat), 774 nucleotides. The record is from the annotation of a GenBank genome assembly. NCBI's taxonomy places the organism in Eukaryota, Viridiplantae, Streptophyta, Magnoliopsida, Poales, Poaceae.